AUGGCGGACAAACCAGUGCAGAAAUCAACACUCCAAUCACUGCGCAACUGGGGCGAAAACUCCGUGCCCCCAACCCUUCUUGCAACACUCAUCACCGCCCAACAUGCCCGUCCCUUUCAAGUAUUCCCCAUGAUGUUCCCGCCCGUCCUGCUCUUUGCUAGUUACCUCAAUUUGAGUAACUACAAGACGGAUGCGGCGGGAAUAACGGCGGCAUGGAGCGCCCUUUAUGCUUUGCUGGCCAUGCGUAGAAGUCAGGGUAUCAAGAACAAAUUCACUGCGCGGGGUGUAGUAAGAGGAGCGUCGUUAGCCCUUUGUGCUGUCAACGUUGCCGGAUGUGGCUUGGCCUAUACGUUUGGUAAGCGGGAAAAGGAGGAGAAAACUGUGUGA
Molecule: messenger RNA, 387 nt
Organism: Plenodomus lingam JN3
Lineage: Eukaryota; Fungi; Ascomycota; Dothideomycetes; Pleosporales; Leptosphaeriaceae
Source: RefSeq, a predicted model, not a curated record